Messenger RNA from Heterostelium album PN500, 1275 nucleotides. RefSeq lists its product as uncharacterized. NCBI's taxonomy places the organism in Eukaryota, Evosea, Eumycetozoa, Acytosteliales, Acytosteliaceae. The transcript has 2 exons. The coding region runs from base 1 to 1275 and encodes 424 amino acids. The record is from RefSeq and is a predicted model, not a curated record.
AUGACAAUAUUUGAAAAUAGAAUCUAUAGAAUAAUAUUAGAAUAUCUUUGGUUUAAUAAGAAUAACAAAAAAUAUAAAAGUUAUGCAAGAUCACUUUCAUCAGUGAAUUGGUAUUUUCAUGGUGUUAGAGAAUCUUCAUUAGGAGUAGCAAAGUUAAAUAGAUGUUCAUUGUUUGAUCAUCAUCAUUUGACAAAACUUCAUUAUAAUGGCUGUGGAUUUAAAAGUAUUAAGAAACAAUCACUUCAGUUGAUUACACCAAAGCUUAGAGCACUUACAUGUGAUCAUACGGAACUCGGCUUCCUAUUGGAAUGUGGUAUGUCAUCAUUGGAGCAAUUGAAAUGUCUAGUUACAAUGGGUUUCGAUGACACAACUAAACAGCUUAGAGGUCAGAUCGGAAUGUUGGCAUCGACUCUGAAAGCUGUCAGUUUCCAAAUUAAUAUGAAGCUCUACUAUGAAUUACAACUGUUGAUUAUCCAUUUUUUGUCUGAACGUUUCGAGCACCUGACAUCAAUAGAGUUGAUCGAAACAUCUGGUAAUGUCCUCCUUUGCAACCUCUAUCGAAAUUCAAAGAUGGUGUUUGAUCGACUGCUCAAAUUCAAGUCAUUGCAACACUUGGUAAUAGAGUUCCAAAUUGAUAAAGAUAAAGAUAAUUGGGACGAUGAAGGUGUAAAGUCAUAUGAAUUUCAAUCGGAUCUGCUCUGCUAUCUAAUGAAUCAAUCAUCAUUGAAGAGUUUCCACCAUAAUCGAUUCUUAGGUUCUUCAAUUGAAGAGUAUCUAUUACAAGAGUCAUCAUCGAUUGAAUAUCUCAGCUUGGAUUUACAUCAAGGUUUCAGUGAAGUGACAAGAAACAACAUAAAAAAGUUGAGCCUCGUUGCAGUAAGUGAUCAAGAUAUGCAUAAGCUGGCAAUGGUUAAAUAUCUUAAAGUACAUCCAAAGUAUCCAAAUAGUCUUGCUGGAAUCACACAGUUUCUCAACAGACAACAACAACUUCAAAAACAAUAUGGAUUUCCAGCAGAUAGAGUACUAAAGUGUGAAGUCAACAUAGGUCAAGUUAAUAUUGAACCAGAGUUUCUAGAAGCACUCAAGAAUAACACGACUCUCAAACGAUUAUAUCUUUCUAUAAAAGAAGACGACUAUAUUGUAGAUUUAGAUGAUUUAAAAGUUAUCGAUAGCAUCAUUCAAAGUCAUCCAACCAUUAGGAAUAAAGAUACUUGGUUCAUUACUAAACAAAAACUAAAAGACAGAGGACAAGUGUACAACCAAAUAGUAAACUAA